Molecule: messenger RNA, 1293 nt
Organism: Sphenostylis stenocarpa
Lineage: Eukaryota; Viridiplantae; Streptophyta; Magnoliopsida; Fabales; Fabaceae
Source: the annotation of a GenBank genome assembly
AUGUCAAAUAAUUCCUCAGUUCUUGUUCUUGUUUUGCUGUCUCUUUGCAGCAUCUCUUUCUUGGAGUCUCUCAAUGGUGGGUUUAGUGCGGAGAUAAUCCACCGUGACUCAUCAAAGUCACCGUUCUAUCGUCCCGCAGAAACCCAAUUCCAACGAGUUGCUAAUGCGGUGCGUCGUUCCAUUAAUCGUGCUAAACAUUUCAACAGAAGUUCAGUGCAUCCAAACACACCUAAGGCUGCUAUAACAAAAAAUGAUGGUGAAUACCUUGUGAGAUAUUCAGUUGGAACCCCACCAUUCCAAGUUUAUGGUAUUGCUGAUACAGGAAGUGACAUAAUUUGGUUGCAGUGUCAACCUUGUGAAACCUGUUACAACCAAACCACUCCAAUAUUUGAUCCUUCAAAAUCCUACACAUACAAAACCCUUCCUUACUCUUCUACUGCAUGUCAAUCAGUGCAAGAUACCUCCCAAUACGGGAACAGUUGUGAAUAUACUAUUUACUAUGGGGAUGGGUCACACUCACUAGGAGAUCUUAGUGUGGAAACACUCACUUUAGGCUCCACCAAUGGCUCUUCAAUCCAAUUUCCUAGAACUGUGAUAGGAUGUGGACGUAACAAUACUGUGUCCUUUGGAGGGAAAAGCUCUGGUGUAGUUGGUCUAGGAAGAGGACCUGUGUCUCUUAUAUCUCAAUUGGGUUCUUCAAUAGGUGGAAAAUUUUCCUAUUGUUUGGCACCAAGGUCUAAUGUUUCUAGCAAACUCAAUUUUGGAAAUGCUGCUGUGGUUUCUGGGAAAGGGACUGUAUCAACUCCCAUUCUCUCACUUGACCCAAAAGUAUUUUACUUCCUAACCUUGAAAUCAUUCAGUGUGGGAAACAAAAGAAUAGAGUUUAGGAGCUCCUCAUCUACACCUGGUGGAGAGGGAAAGAUCAUAAUUGACUCAGGUACAACUCUCACUCUUUUGCCAGAUGAUAUUUACUCAAAGUUGGAAUCUGCAGUAGCAAAUGCAAUUGAAUUAGAGCGUGUUCAGGAUCCAUUUAAACAGUUGAGCCUUUGCUAUAAUAGCAGUUUUGAGGAUCUAGAAGCACCAGCGAUCAUGGCACAUUUUAGUGGUGCAGAUAUCAAGUUAAAAGCUAUCAACACGUUUGUUGAAGUGGAAGAAGGGAUAGUAUGCUUGGCUUUCAUGUCAAGUCAAAUUGGUCCCAUCUUUGGGAACAUAGCUCAGUUAAACUUCUUGGUAGGCUAUGACCUUGAAAAGAAAAAAGUCUCCUUUAAACCCACAGACUGUACUAAGCGGUGA